Molecule: messenger RNA, 3001 nt
Organism: Caenorhabditis elegans
Lineage: Eukaryota; Metazoa; Nematoda; Chromadorea; Rhabditida; Rhabditidae
Gene: prmn-1
Product: PRoMiNin (5-transmembrane domain glycoprotein) homolog
Exons: 20
Coding region: 32-2632 (866 amino acids)
Cellular component (GO): membrane
Source: RefSeq, marked reviewed
GACAUUUAUGACAACAGUUUGAACUUCUAUCAUGAUUUCUUCACUAAUAUUCUACUUGACAAUAAUUGUCGGGUUCACGUGUGCCGACUUGGUUUUUUCACCUUAUAAAUCCGCGGAGCAAUACAAAUGUGGAAGUUUUAUGGAAGAUAGGAAUGGUCGAAAGGCUGAUGCCGUUCUUAGUUUUUACUACACUACAAUCGAUCAGUUCAUCACAUUUGUCUCAUACCCUUUUCCACAUCAAGAGCUUCUGAACGAUCAAGCAUUGACUGGAGAUCUUGUUGAACUUCAAUCUUCAGUUGAAAAGAAGUAUUGGCAGUGGAUCGAAUUUCAAAAAGGAUGGAUUGUACUGAGCGUCGGACUUGUUGCGAUAAGUGUGCUCUUUGUGGUUUUUUAUUUCUUCUACAAGUGCUGCGUGUGUAUUUGCUCUCGAUCCUCUAAAAAACAGAAUACUGAUGCAAGAUAUGACGGAUGCAAACGAAGCAUGUGCAAUCUGUUGUUAUUUGUACUGGUCAGUGCGAAUGCGUUUGUUGCUUUUACCCUGUUAAUGACAAGCCAAUAUGCUCAAAUUGGUUUGGAUAAGCUUCCAAAUCGGAUGAAUCAAUGUGUCGACGAUUUGCAGUCAUACAAAAGAGACAGUGAUAUGAGAAUACGAAAGUUGCUCAUCGAUGAUUACCAGGUCCUCAAUUCAACCAUUACCAAACAACUAUCCACUGCCGGAUAUAAUGUAGUGGACCGCGUCAAAAAACUGACUGGCGCACAUGUCAUUGACGUUUUCAUGAACAUUAGCAAAGUGGCGCAAGAAAUGCACGAUGGGUUGGAGUCAGUUCAUGGAAAGGUCAGAUUUCUAAACGAAGAAGGUUCACGGUUUGAAGCUGAGUUCUCACGAUUACGAAAUACGGCUAAUGAAGAGCUAGUCAAGUGUCUUGAAAAUGAGCUCGAGCCGGUUAGAAGCAUGUGUGCAAAAGCAGAACGACUCCUUGAGAGUCUCGCUGUCACUCAAUUCAAAAUUGACCAAAAAUUCCUGCCCGAUGCAACUGAGACCGGGCUUUCCGAAAUUGUCAAUGCGAAUAUUACUCAAGUACUCGCUGCAUCCAACAAUCAAUUUGAGCAAUUAGAGAGCAGAAUACAACACGAAAUUGACAAAGAAACAUAUUCCGCUCAAAAUAUGUUGAAACAAAUCGGAGAUGAUCUGUUUCUGGUAGCUGAAACAAUUUCGACUCAAUUGCGCAAAGUAACAUUUGAAGCUUUGUAUAGCACUGUUUCUUAUGUAUCGGACCCUAAAAAAACACCAACUCUCAAAUACAUGCAAUACAGCUGGUAUGCGUCUCUUGUUAUCACAAGUUUGUUUAUUCUCCUGGCUCUCAUUUUCCUAUUUGGAGUUCUUUAUGGAAUAUGUGGUCGACGUCCAACUUAUUACAACGAUGAUUGUUGUGUAAGAAGCACUGGCGGAAAGUUUUAUUCUUUUGGAAUUGGGGCUUUUCUUCUUAUCUUUGUCUUCCUGGCAGUGGGAACUUCUGCAUUGAUGUUUGCUGUUGGAAACUUCUCAAACUUGGUGUGCCAGCCCAUGAGAAAUCCCUUGAGCCAUCCGGAAUCGUUAUCGCUUGCUGAUAGAUAUAUCAAUCUUUGGAAAGCAAAUCACACACCUGAAAAUGAUAUCGAGGUUACUCUUCAGUCGAAAUCGCCGGCAGAAAUUAUUAGAGCGUGUUCAAGAAACGAGACGCUGUACAACUUUUAUGGAUUUGACAAAAAGUAUCAUUUGAACAAACUACAGGAUUUUGAAAAAGAUGCAUACAACCAACUGCAAAUUUCCUUGCGAACAACUAUGGAAAAUAUGCCGGAAAUUCGUCCGCUUGAUGCAUUCAUUUCAAGAAGCGAACUUCGAGAUUUGGAGAAACUCGCCUCAGUGAAUGUUUCAAAAGUUAGCCAACAAGGCCUGAAUGCGAUAAAGCAUGCAAUGGAUGAACUCGACUUAGCAUCCAAAACGCGGGAAUUCGAGGAAUCUCUAGACGCAAAUUCGGGUCGUCCUAAGGCAGUGACUCUUGUUCUUGAACAAAUCAGAGAGUUAGAGAUUCAAUUUGCGAAACCAUUAAGGAGCAGAUUAGAGGCAUUGUACUCUAACAUUACUUCACUCGAUGAAAAACUUUCUCAGCUUCAAGUUCCUGUUUCUUCUCUUCUUGUAAAGCUUCAGCAUGCUCAGGCUUUACUGGCUGAAAACAUGAGAGAGCAUUUCGGUCGUGCAGCUAAAGAAGAAUUCCAACAAAUGGUUAACAACAUCGACCAGUACAUAGUUCAUGUCAAAAGCCAGAUGGAGAGCGAGGUCACGUCAUGUCAACCGUUGACACAAAUUGCCCGGCAAACAACUGCUGCUGUUUGUGCUUACACAAUUGAUCCAUAUAACGGGACAUGGAUGUGUAUGCUGAUCUGCCUAGUUCUGUUGAUACCAAUUGUGAUAAUUUCAAACUCAUUAAUAGGUUUAUACUCUAAGAUGCACGCGUUCCCAAAAUACAUUGUGGAACCACCAUCUGAAACACAUCACAUGUCAUCGUUCAUUACCGAUACAUAUGACACUAGGCCUAAGCCUGGAUACGCAAACUACACCUACACAGAUGAUUAUCAACGUAAUUAUCGAUGAAGAGCCUCAGAAAAUGUAUUAUCACAAUUGCGCCUACUUAAUUAAAAAAUGCAUGUAUUUAUGUCGACAAUUCAGUUGAAAUUUUCUUUCAUUUCAUUUGAUCGCACCUAGAAUCUACGAGUAUCAUUUUCCCAUUAUUCAUUUCUCCCAGUCCCAUGUUCUUUUUCUUAAAAUCUACUCAAGUGAACCGCUCAAUUCUACGCACACAGUUUUUCUAUUCAGUGCCAUUUUUGCAUUUCCGUUUUUUCCUCAAAUUCGAUCUUCAGUUGUUUGACUUUUUUUCAGUUUCCGUAACUUUUACUGAUAGAAUUAUCAUUUAUGUGAUGAUUCCCCAAUUGCGGUUCGUAUUUGAAUAAAAACAUUAAACCA